AUGUGGAUCAGUGCUGCCGCAGAUGUGCCCGACCCUUGGAAUGACGUCCAAUCAUUCGUGUUUGAGCAUUUUUUCGCAAUUAAACCUUAUGGUCUGACCCCUGAUGAUGAAGCGGCUCUCCAGCAAAAGCUCAUCAUAAAGAUGUCCCAAGGAUAUAGUGUAUGGGAUACCUUGAGCCAACUCAACUACUCAACUGUCCUGCUUGGUCCAACGAAAGAACGAUAUACUCUGGAGGAUGCUCAACGUUAUAUUGAAUCCUCUAGCCCUAGUCUCCCAGGUUGGCGAUUUUUCCACGUCACUGCCUCGACACUUAUCUUGCCCUUAACGAAGACAGCGAAAGUGGAUCAACGAGCCACACUGUUGAAAAACUGGUUGCACGACCAGCAAGAGUCACUCAACAAUUGGAUGAUGCAAGCAGAAAGCAUGAUCGAGAUUUGGAUUCUUCUAACUGAACUAAAAGAAGAGGGGCUCAUUGACGGCCUACUCAUGGUUGAGAAACAAGAUCCUAAGGACGAUCAUAAUUUUAAUCGGGAUGCGAAUGUUUUCGACGCCGCUGGCCCUGAGAAGGUCGAGAAAACCAUCGAGAAAAAAGACAUCGAAGACAAGUACACAACAAUCGUCGAAGCGAGCAGGAUUUUGAUCAUAAUCAUCAACCAGGAAACGCUGUUUGUUUGUUUGUGUAUCUUUGUGCUUCUGUUCAUGUGCUGGUAUAUGUUUCUG
Molecule: messenger RNA, 720 nt
Organism: Mesorhabditis belari
Lineage: Eukaryota; Metazoa; Nematoda; Chromadorea; Rhabditida; Rhabditidae
Source: the annotation of a GenBank genome assembly